This is a messenger RNA of Xiphophorus couchianus (Monterrey platyfish), 4012 nucleotides long. RefSeq names its product branched chain ketoacid dehydrogenase kinase (gene bckdk). Gene Ontology annotation, biological process: regulation of glucose metabolic process; protein phosphorylation. Lineage: Eukaryota; Metazoa; Chordata; Actinopteri; Cyprinodontiformes; Poeciliidae. The coding region runs from base 162 to 1451 and encodes 429 amino acids. Gene Ontology annotation, molecular function: pyruvate dehydrogenase (acetyl-transferring) kinase activity. The transcript is spliced from 11 exons. The record is from RefSeq and is a predicted model, not a curated record. Gene Ontology annotation, cellular component: mitochondrion.
AGCACAGAGGCCUUUCUGUACCCGGUCUCUACUGUAUUGAGAUCAGAUUCGUGCCUUUGUGCGCAACGACACAACCCUAAUGGCUUCAUAGCAGCUGCAGAAUUCCGUUGUUCUGCACCAGGAACGGGCCAGUCCUGUUCGCGCUAACAGCUCGCCUCCAAAUGCGACCGGGACUGGCAGGCAUAGCGGCGGAGAUGCUGAGCGGUGUCACCGGCAGGGCCAGGCCGAGGUUCGGCAGCCUCUUACUGACUCCCGCAGCCAAAACAUUACCGGCGCUGCAGUCAGGCACCGGGAAUCCCAGAUUCCGGUCCACAUCAUCAGCGCAGGGUGUCUCAGAAUUGGCAAGAGAACGGUCGAAGACUGUCACUUCCUUUUACAACCAGUCCGCCAUCGAUGUUUCGGCAGAGAAGGCCUCAGUGCGGUUGACCUUAGCGACCCUGCUAUAUUCUGGGAAAUCUCCUGAUGGACACCACAUCUUGAGCAGUGCCAAGUACCUUCACAAGGAGCUGCCUGUGCGGAUCGCCCAUCGCAUCAAGGGCUUCCGCAGUCUGCCCUUCAUCAUCGGCUGCAACCCAACCAUUCUUCAAGUGCAUGAGCUGUACAUCAGAGCCUACCACAUGCUCAGCGACUUUCCCCAGAUCAAGGACCAGGAGGUCGAGGCUCGUUUCUGUAAACUGGUGCAGCAGCUGCUGGACGACCACAAAGACGUGGUGACCAUGCUGGCCCAGGGCUUCCGGGAGUGUCGACGACACAUCCAGGAUGAGACCAUCAUCAGGAACUUCUUGGAUACAACGCUGUGUUCCCGUCUGGGAAUCCGAAUGUUAGCCACACACCAUCUGGCUCUUCAUGAAGAAAAUGCGGAUUUUGUGGGGAUCAUUUGCAGACGCCUUUCUCCUAAAAAGAUCAUCGAGAAGUGGGUGGACUUUUCCAGGCGUCUGUGUGAACACCAGUACGGUAACUCUCCCCGGGUCCGGAUCAACGGACACGUGGCGGCCCGGUUCCCCUUCAUCCCGCUGCCGCUGGACUACAUCCUGCCAGAGCUCCUCAAGAACGCCAUGAGAGCCACCAUGGAGAGCCACCUGGACACUCCGUACAACGUCCCCGAUGUGGUGGUCACCAUCGCCAACAACGACAUCGACUUUGUCAUCAGGAUUGCAGAUCGUGGCGGUGGCAUCCCUCACAAAAUAAUCGACAAGGUGAUGGAUUACCACUUCAGCACCGCAGAGGAGAGCGUGCAGGACCCCCGCAUGAGCAACCUGUUCAACACCAUCACCAACAGCGGGAACCAGUCCAGCCCGAUGCAUGGAUUUGGUUUCGGCUUGCCCACAUCCAGGGCCUACGCGGAGUACCUCGGCGGCUCCCUGUCCGUACAGUCCAUGCAGGGCAUCGGCACCGAUGUCUACCUGCGUCUGCGCCACAUCGAUGGCAAAGGAGAAAGCUUCAGAGUGUAAAAGUCUCUCCCUGUAGGUCCAAACGAAGGAAUCAGGCCACGUUAGAGGGUUUUCUUCCCCACUUGAAGGCAGGCAGAGAUGAGGUUAUAUGAGAUGAGGCAGCCUUCAGAUCACUCUGUCAGAUCGUCUUUGUUUCGCCUUUUACUGAUUAUAAGCUAUGUUAGCUCUCGAUUUAAUGAUUUCGGUUGUCUUUUGUGUUUUGCACCCUGUGGCAUGUCAUCUCUUACGAUUUGGCGGUUCAUGAACUCUUGAAUGUUUUUGUUUAUCGGGAACUUUCUCUUAAAAGAAGAAGCUUCGUCAUUUAAGAGCUUCACUUUGAUGCUUCUUGUUUUGAAACAAGGUCAGCUCACAGGUUUCACGAAUCAUCACCACAUUUAGUGAGUUUUAUUUUUUUUCAAAAUCUAAAGCCUACCAGGGACAAACGGUGAGACUCAAAGCAGUAAAUGAGUUCAGACCUCGUCUUUAGAGUUAAAGGGGUUUUGGAUCUUGUGGCUUUAAUAACAAACGUAAAAUAUUCAAAGUGCCAAAACUCCAGUUGCUUUCAGUCUCUGCUUCUGCUUAGAAGAAACUUAAAUCUGUUUUCUGGACUGGAGAUGUUCAUCAGCCUUAAUGUGCAACUGAACUGCAUGAUGACUUUUUACUUUCCUUUUUUUAAAACUUUUUUUUAUUCUACUGUCCGACGCCUUCAUCAGUUCACACAGAUGCACAGCGUAGCAUUCAAACACAUCCGUUUGUUGGUUUUCCACUAUUAGUAGAUUUUGUGUGGUAAUGCUUGGCUCUCCUCACCAAUCACAGCCGUUUUUGACAUUUCUAUAGCAACUCACAAGCUAACAAUAUACCAGAGAAGCGUUUAACUUUUUUUUUUUCUAAGUCUUGGAGUUUCGUUGGAAGUUUGUGGUCUUUGAGAUAGGUUUCCCUUUGAUCAUGUUUAUGAAAAGCUAACCAACCGAGUUUGUUGCACUAUAAUACUUUUAUUUUUGCUAAUUUGCAUUCUUUUGGCCAAGUAGCAGCUUGAGUCAGUCGGGUUUCCAGUGAGGGUGAAGUGUGCACACCUCCAAAUUGGGCAUACGGUUGCUGGGAGUCCAAUGGGAAGGAUAAAAUUCUCCGUCUCCUGCUUGUAGCUCGUAGAGUUUUAAUACAGUCGAGCUUCGGUUCUCAGCCUUGAUCGGAUCUGCGAGUCCAGCCAAAAUACAUGGAAGGUUAUGAAUAUUGUUGAUGAAACCCUGUAUCUGCAUGGUCUUAUUAUGCUGAUUCAAAAACACUGAUUGUAUUUCUUCUUCUAUGGUGUGGACGAAACUGCUGGUUGGGGUACAGAAACCUCUCAUUUAAAGGAAAGUACCACAGACAUAAAGCAUCUAUGUUGGAUUAAUAAGGCAAAUAAGGAUAGAAAACAGAAGUUAUUAACUAAGAGCUCACUAAAAAGAGGUUUUACUAUUAGAUUUAGCAGAUUUCCAACAUCUGGCCUCAAAGUUGGGAGGGAAAAGAAAGCUAAGAUGGCUAAGUUGUGUUCUUGAAUGAACAAAAGUGACUAAACUUCCCCCCUUCAGUCAAAAGAAAUGUUUAAAAAGCCUCUUGAUUCGUGUGGUUUAGAGAUUUACAACAUAAUAAACACUAUGAGCACUCCCGUGACUGUGGCGAACAUUCCCCAGAGUGGUGCUGUUGUUAUGCAGCAGAUCCUCCUGAAUGCUACAUUUACAUUUUCUUUUUCACGUAGCAAGAUUUCUAACUGCUGCAUUCGCUGUCCUCCUUUAAAGGUGAAAGGGCGUCAGGAACCCAGCUUAACCUCACAUGUUUGCAGCUUUCCACAGUAAAAACUCUCCAAAGUAAAGUUUUUUUUUUUUUGUUUUAAUAACAUGAAACCCACAAAUAAAAUGUUCAAAUAUUUUUGAUUAGCAGCUUUACUUGCUGUCAAAAUAUCCCCUGGGCAUUUGUAAAGUUUACACACAGACAUUUAAAUGAAUUGUUGGCUUGUGAGGUGUUGUGAACUUAUUUUAUUUGUAAAAUAGAAAACAUUUGCUUUCAUUUUUAAAAGGCCGCAGUAUUUAUUUCUCACCUUAUUAUUAAGAAAAGAGAUGAUCGUUAUCAGUACCUACAUAAAUGGUGUACAUGACCUAAUGUUUUUAUUGUAACUCCGAAGGUCUUGGAAGCUAUAAAGAUGGGGGAAAAAACGUAGCUUAAGCCUAUAAAGCAUUAAUAGUUUAUUAGCAUCCUUAUUCCAAAAAUAUUGCUGGAACAAUGUUGAAGGGAGGGAGGAGAUUUUCAAUUUGACGGUGUCAUAAAAUGUGCACUGUCGCCCUCUGCUGGUCUAAAAGAGUUGAAGCAGGGAGAAAACGUUGAAGACAAAAUGGCUAUUUCUUUCUUUCCCCAUUUUCUUUUUCAUUUUGGAAUCGGUUACUAGAUUUUUUUUAGAUUAAAAUAAAAAUAGGAUUUGAACAUAGAGAGUUGUGUUACUGAAAAAAAAUCUGCUGUCACGAAGAGUUUUUGUCUUCUGGACUAACGCUGGUUUCUCAUGAAUUUUGUUUUGUUCCAAGAUUUUGUAGAAAUUAAAUUUUGCCUGUUCA